Mixia osmundae IAM 14324 is the source of this 3164-nucleotide messenger RNA. RefSeq lists its product as uncharacterized. The coding region runs from base 405 to 2696 and encodes 763 amino acids. Gene Ontology annotation, molecular function: protein binding; phosphatidylinositol binding. The transcript is spliced from 3 exons. NCBI's taxonomy places the organism in Eukaryota, Fungi, Basidiomycota, Mixiomycetes, Mixiales, Mixiaceae. Gene Ontology annotation, biological process: conjugation with cellular fusion. Gene Ontology annotation, cellular component: mating projection tip. The record is from RefSeq and is a predicted model, not a curated record.
CUCGUCGAUCUAUUCACAGAAGCAUAUAGCCAGCCGAGCGCAUCCAUAAUCUAUCUCAUAGGUGAGCUAUCGAUCUGCUUCCUUGGCCCGCUGUCAUCCUCUCGAUCUGUGCGACCAGUCGACGCGAGAAGGAGGACCCGGCGAUCCAGCGUGCAUGGACCUCUGGCCGAAGGAGGCUCGAUGGGCGUCAUCUCUGGCGAGCCUUUGCCCUUUGACGACGUCCAGUCUCGUGAUCCGAAGCCAAGUCGCUGCAGCCAGCUUCUAUCCGUUGGACUGAGGACCACAUGAGCAAGAGCUGACAAGGUUUUGCUGCUGCUGUACAGUACAAAGAGCACUUGCCCUUUGACAAGGACGUUCCCUUGCUCGAGCUGUGUGGGGAGCAAGCGCACGCACAACCACACAAGAUGAAGUCCAUAAGACGGUCCCUGAACAAGGACAAGAUUUCCACGCCCACCAAUUUCCAGACGACCGCAUCUGGCGCGGGAGCCAUGCAAUACUCGUCUUUUGUCCCUGCCGGGCCACAGAACCAGUCUGCAGCCGCACGAUCUGCCGUGCCUAUCGCAAGUGGCCAGAGCAGAUCACUCGGUGCUUCUUCUGGCGCUAACAUGUCUGCCAUUGUCGCCGGACCGCCCAAGAUGGUCGUCAGAUCGAUAAGACCUUAUAGAGCGCGAACGCCCCAAGAGAUCUCAUUCGAGGAGGGCGACUUCUUUCAUGUCGUCGGCACCGGUCCGGAUGGUUCAAGAGAAGGCUCACUGCCGGGCACUGCAGAUGCGGAAGACUGGUACGACGCAGCGAACCCAUCGACCGGCAUGCGUGGCCUCGUACCAAAGUCAUUCUUUCAGGUUCUUGCGCGUAAUGAACGCGAUCAGCGGACUCAGCCUGCUCAGCAACAGAGGCCAUUACAGAAUGCACGCUCGAUGGGGAAUAUGCGUGGCGGUCCAGCCCAGCAGCAAGAGACAGUACCGCCAAUGCCCAGCAACCCACGAGCGAGUAAUUCCCGCAGGCUAUCGGCAUCUGGUCAGCCUGGCAAAGGACCUCUCUAUGGCGUCGUACAAUAUGACUUCAAGGCCGAACGAAGCGAUGAGCUCGACGCUAAGCGCGGCGAGCCCCUCAUAAUUAUUGCACAAUCUAAUCACGAAUGGUUCGUCGCAAAGCCGAUAGGACGUCUCGGCGGGCCUGGCCUCAUCCCAGUCUCCUUUGUCGAGAUACAAGACAUGGCUACGGGCAAAGCGGUCGAUAUCGAUAUCGUCAAUGAGAUGAUCAGAGGAGGCGCUCUGCCGCCUGUUGAGGAAUGGAAGAAGAAUACAGCCGAGUACAAGCAGAGCUCUAUCCCGCUAGGUCGCUUUGACUUCAACAAGAGCGCGCCCGCUUCCAAUGGUUCAGCAGACAGUCGGACGAGUACUACACUCAAUAGCCGGGCUCCAGGGCCCAGCACGAGUAGGCAAGCCAACUCACACUACGAGACCUCGACGGCUAAGCUCACGCCGAACGAAUAUGCUCAAAACGCAUACUCACAUUCUAGUCCGAACCUCGGCGCUCAAGAUGCUAUCUCGCGAGCUAAUUCCACUACGCCAAACGGUCUAUAUACAGACCAACGCGAACCUGGCAGGCAGUCCCAGCAGAGCUCGAGCAGACGGUCCAUGCCGCGCGACGAGCUCACCUCUGCUGGCUUCAAUCAGAGAUACGGGCUCGUGACAAAGGCAGCAGUCGAGUCUUUCCACUUUGAGGAAGGCUCAUUCUGGCUACACGUCCGAGCGACUUUUGCAUCCGGUCUCUCGCUCGUGCUCUACAGACUAUACGAACACUUUUAUGACUUUCAGAUCGCACUCAUGAACGAAUUCCCGGUAGAGGCGGGGAGGGAGUUGCCGCUGCAUGCCAGGCCAGGCGAUCGACCUCAGCGAAUACUACCGAUGAUGCCAGGCCCAACAUCGCAGGUUGACGAGAUCGUAUGCGCACAGCGAGUUGCAGACCUGACGAUCUAUCUGGCCGAGCUCUGUCAGCUACCAAAGUAUAUUAGAGAGAACGCACUUUUCUUUGACUUCUUGUCGCCUCGCAAGGGCGAUGUACAAGUCAACCAGCCCAGCAAAGCGUCAGAACCAGCAGACGGCAUGUCGAACGGCAUGGAACCGACAGGCAGCGGACGCAGUAGUAAUGGUAACGGCCUAACAAAUGGCAUGUCGUCAAUGCGCAUCAGUCCGCAAACGACAAGCGCACAGCCGCCGCGAGCGAUACCGAGUGCGAGUUCGACGGCGAGCUCGCGUUGGACACCGCCCUCGACAUCUACUGCCCACACCUCGGCAUCGUCUGAUCCUCGCAGCUCUCACGGGCGAUCGGGUCUCGUCUCUGCUGGCUCGAUACCGCCCGUGCCGCAAACGAACGGUCGUACCUCACAGCCGCUCGCGCCGCUCACUGCGAGCUUCUUGAAGAUCAAGGUCUUCCAUCGUAACACAGACGAUCUCAUCGCGAUCAGAGUACCGCCGGAUGUCAAUUUUGUGGGAUUGCUCGACAAGAUUCGCGAUCGCUUGGGCGACAAUGUCAACAGGAUCCGGUUCCGUGAAGAGGCAGGUAUGGGCGUACCGCCAAGCGGGGGUCAGGUGCUCGUGGCGGGUGGGGCGAGAUUGAUCGAGCUCUGCGACGAUGAUGAUUUCAAUUGGUGGACGAGGUCGGGGUGCAAAUACAUCUUAUAUGUCGAUUAGGGAACGACGUCAUCCGCACGAUCAUGAUCUUGUCGGUCUGUGUGUAAUCCACGGUUGUACAACACUCUGCAUAUCACCUCUUCUUGUACACGCACGGUUUCAGCAGGUCUGAAGAGAGCUUCAUCAAGUCGUCUUCAUUCUCUGUAGCCCUGCCGGUCUUUCGAAAUUCGAACAAGAUAAAGUGAGUGUUGCUUUUGUCAGUCUUCGACAGCGUAAAUCCAGCUUGUUGAACAAGCCGCAGAAAGGCCUUUACGUCUGUAAAGCGCGAGACGACUUCUGCCAUGUGAAACAGACCGCCUUGCUUGAGUAUCCUCGAGGCUUCCGUGACGCUCUUGAUCCAAUCUGUGCCCAUCAGACUGAGGCAGCAGACGACAGCAUCGACAAUCUGUGCUCCUGGCGUGUCUCGUGCGCCAGGCAGAGGCACAUGACCAUUGCAUUGAGCUUGUAUGAUCCAACCGGACUGGUGCC